This is a messenger RNA of Manis pentadactyla (Chinese pangolin), 2203 nucleotides long. Its product is annotated as collagen alpha-1(I) chain-like. The transcript is spliced from 4 exons. The record is from RefSeq and is a predicted model, not a curated record. Lineage: Eukaryota; Metazoa; Chordata; Mammalia; Pholidota; Manidae. Bases 1 to 1437 code for a protein of 478 amino acids.
AUGUUUGAGAACGGAAAGACCAAGAUUGACUUCGGAACGUUCAUAAAGGAAGGCGUCACAGAACCCUCUUCUUCAACCGGAAAAGGACUCGGUGGUCCCCAAGAGACGCAACCUGCGAGAGCGAGAACCCCGAGAUUUUCUGUCCGAAGCAGGGUAGAUGCAGCCAGGCUCGGGCCCCAGGAGCUCGAGCAGAGCGCCGGCCGCGCCGCGAUGGCUUCGCGAAAGAAAGCGGAUGGAGGCGGACGGGCUUCAUUCCGGGGGCUGACGCCGCCGAGCGUCCUCGUGGAGGAGGGCCGGGCCGGCUGGACCCGUCGGGCUCGACCUCCUGGUCUGUCUAACGGGGGACGGCGCGGGGCUCCCCGCAGCGACUGCCGGGCAACGGCACCCGGAGAGCCCAACCCGCACGCGCGGGAGGGCAGCUGGGCCGGGGACAGGGGCGAGCUGGGGGGAGCCAGGCCCAGGACCCUCCAGGCUUUGCAGAAGCUCCUCUGGCUGCGGGUCUUGCCCAGCCUGCCCGCUUCCGGACUCAGCUUCCCUGUCUGCCCAGUGGCCCGGACUCUUCGACUUCGGAACCCCAUCCGGGACGCGCGGGGAGGCGGAGGGCUUGGCUUGGGUGGAGGUGGGGUCCCGGACCUGCGCGCCGGGCUGAGGGGCUGCUUAGGCAGGGAGCUAACCCCCAUCCUGUUACCCCGCCAACGCGGCUGUGGGGGUCGCCCGAGGGGCAGAGCGUUGGCGGGGCGGAGGCCCCCACGGUGGCAAGGCUCCCUGCCGCUCGGAGCCCCUCACGGCCGGGCCGCGGGGAGAAAGCGGCUGGACCUGGGCGCUGAGGUCACCUUUUCCACUGCUCCCGCCGCGAGCGGUUUCCGGAAUUUCCGCGGCGCAGCGGCGGGAGGCCCGGGCUGGGUCCCAGGCAUCGGGCCUGCGGCUGCGCCCCCGGGGUGGGGUCUGCGGGGCUUGGGUCACGCGGGAAGCCAGGAGGAGCCUUCUCCCAAGGGCUCCCCUCCUCCGGGCCUCUGUUCCACACGGGAGGAGGGACCCCACUCUCUUGAGCUCUUUGCCGCCGCCGACUCUGCAACUGGAGCAGAGGCCCGGCCACUGCUUGAGCACAUUUUUUCGCCUAAAAGGGGUUCAUCUCCGGGUCUUUUGGGGGAUCGCCCCCCAGGGAGAUGGCGUCCAGACUGGGAGAUCAGAGGCUUCCCCUGUCCAGGCAGGGGGUGCUCAAGGGUGAAGGAGCCGAGGUUGGGCUCCCUCAGCCCUCAGUGCCAGCCAAAGCCUCGGAAGGCUCAGUCAGCUGCACUUAGGAGGGCCCAGUGGCCUUGUCCCCUGCUGGCCACGGGAACAGCCCCAUCGGGUGUCCCAGGAGCUGGAGGGGGCAUUCUGCCACCUGAAAUGGGGUGGAGUUGGACUGUGCUGGUCUUCUUACUCCCCCCAGUCUAGAGGCAGUCCUCAUCCUGAAAAUGACCUGCCCUAAGCCUGACCCGGGAGCCAUCCCAGGGAGCAACUGAAGGGCGACACAAUCCACCCCUCAGCCACUGAGGUUGUCCACGCAUCACCUGGAAAUGUAAGCAAAUCCCGGCUGGACAACGUUUUCUCUCAGGGCAGCUAGGGAGAGAUAGGGCCAUGCCUGGUAAUCGGAGGCGGGAGUGCACAGAUGCUGCGGCGCUCUGGAAGAUGCACCCUACCCGCUACUGCACCCCUGCCAGACCGCCCUGCGACCUGGCUGGGGAGGCGGCUUACAGCGACGCCUUCCCAGCCCAGCUGCGUGGCUUUGCCUCUUCCCUCCCACCCCCACCCCGACCUCACCAGGCUCCCCAACCUCUGCCCAGACGGCUAGAUUUCCUAGACGAUCCCUCUUUCUUCACUCCCCUCAGCCCUGCCUGCCUCUGUGCCCUCCGGCACGUCACCGCUCGCGGGCUCCCGCGCUCCGCCGGCCUUUCUCUGCACUCGUCUCGGAGUCCCAGGCACCCUCAGUCGCUGUUUCGCAUCUUGUGUGGCCCUCGCCUUCUCGCUUUGGCCCCUGUCUCACCUCUCAUUCGAUCCCCUGCUCCCACCUCCGGGGGUCUCAGUUCCGAGCUCUCCCGCUCUCUCCUGUCUGAGAGUGCGCUCUGCAGGGUCUCCUUAGGUCUCAGUUGUCCCGCCCCUCUCACGGCCCCCUCCCUCCCGCCAUCCUGCAGGUCCGGCCUUCCCCGGGCUUGGCCUGGGG